Dacryopinax primogenitus is the source of this 204-nucleotide messenger RNA. RefSeq lists its product as uncharacterized. The annotation marks the transcript as partial. The record is from RefSeq and is a predicted model, not a curated record. Lineage: Eukaryota; Fungi; Basidiomycota; Dacrymycetes; Dacrymycetales; Dacrymycetaceae. The transcript is spliced from 2 exons.
GUCGAAUACGUAACUUUCGACUUGGGCGUCGUCCCCUCUGGGACAGCGCCUCCCUCGGCCCAACACUAUCGGUUAAUUGGCCUAGACACGCCUACACCAUACUUACAGUUGGGAACAGCUAUCUACCAAGGGGGACACGCGAGCUUGAUAGGAAGCGAAAUCAUCUUCCGGGACAUGCGAGGUUCGUUAUCUCCACUCUUCUUU